Cornus florida is the source of this 2731-nucleotide messenger RNA. RefSeq names its product protein DOWNY MILDEW RESISTANCE 6-like. Bases 1177 to 2493 code for a protein of 438 amino acids. The transcript is spliced from 4 exons. NCBI's taxonomy places the organism in Eukaryota, Viridiplantae, Streptophyta, Magnoliopsida, Cornales, Cornaceae. The record is from RefSeq and is a predicted model, not a curated record.
UAUGGUUGCAUUCAAUUUGUUAAGACAUCACUGUUUAAAUGACCACAACCUGACUUAAGGGAGAACUGGAAGAACAUCCCCGUCUAUGGCCAUGGCCUAGUUGGGCUUUAGAAGGGGAGGAAGUAGUACUAGGCUACGACCCCCGGUAAAGUAAGAAAUUUGAUUAUGCAAUUUUUUUGUAUAUCACUAUUUUAAGUAUAUUUUUUAAAUGACCAUGUAUGGCCUGUUUGAUGGGAGGAGGUGAAGAGGGGUGGGCCCAUGGCUUGACUGGGUUUCGGCAUAUUGGACUGGCCUGGUUUGGCAAGAUUUGAAAUUUUUUUUUUUUUCCCAAAUGAUUUUUAAGAAUUAAGCGUAUGAGGUUGUAUCUGUGACUUCUUAAGAAGAAAGUGCAGGGUGAAACAUACUGCAACAAAAGAAUGUACAACAAAUGACUUGACCUCUAGAAGCUAGGCCCAGAUCCCACUCAUUAAUUUUUUGGUGGACCUAGGUUCUAGAAUCAUUCUUCUUCUUGUUUAUUUUUAUUUAUUUAUUUAUUUUUGUUUGCUUGUCAAUAAUUUACACAUUUUGUUACUUGUUGAAACAGUCCUUUGGCAUUGGCUCAUGCCGAUAUUGAUGAUGGAAAAGUAGUGUUUGUUCCAUGGGUUGAAACAGAUUUCAGAACUGGUGAAGCUCCAUGGUGGACUUGAAUCUCUUCUUACCCUCUACAAGGUUGGAAGUGACUCAGUUUGUUUUGCACAUAUUAAUGAAGCCUACAAGAUACUCUGAUGUAAGAAGGAUGUUAUUGACAAUCUUAAGUAUGCAUUUGCUGUUGCACAGCUAUUUGUAUCUUGAUUAUCAAUCACAUAGCACUUUCUUAUCAAAUGCUCAUCAUCUGGCCAUGAUUCAGGUGGUUUAAUUUUUCAUGACAUGAGUUUACGAAUCUAUUUUACUUAAAUUGACAGUAAUUUUUUGAUGUGCAGUAUUACUUAUUUGGAAAAGGUUGAAUUAGGGCGUCGUGGCUAAAAUGAGGGUGUUUAAUGUGGGCUCUGCUUGUCAAUUGCACAAUUUAGAAUAAAAUAUCGAUUCCCAAUUUUCUCUCAUCUAUGUUCUUGUCAUUACAUUUUUAUACUUUUUUUUUUUAGAAAAUCAUCAUGUACACGUACCCUUCAUAACAAACAAAGCAUAGGAUUGUCUCAUAUGCAUGCUAGAGCUACUUGGCUACACCAAUUGAGAAAACACUAUCUUAGUAGGAUUGAACAGAUACGUGUGCCUUGUCUUGUCCAGACACAUGCCAACUACUUUUGGCACCAACAAUGCCUAUAUAUGGACUCACAUUUUCUCAGAACUUGCAUUAAUCACAUGAUUCGUAGUACCUCAAUGUCUUCUCAAGUAGUUGCCACAGACGAGAUGACUCCUACUCAUGAGCAGCCAAGUAAUGGUGAUUACAAAAAAGGGAUCAAGUACCUCACUGAUAUGAUGCCUAACAUGCCCAAGCUGCCUUCAGAAUAUGUUUUGCCAUUACCGGCAAGUCCAUUAUCAGUCAGCCAUGCUUCAAUCCCCGUCAUGGAUUUAAGUGGUCUCUCUGGAUCCACUGAGUGUAGAAUGCUCACUAUUCAAGCCAUUGCCUCUGCCUGUACUGAGUGGGGAUUCUUCAGGAUUGUUAAUCACGGGAUAAAGAUCUCUUUAAUGGAGGAAAUGCUGGAGGCUAUAGAAGGAUUUUUCAAUCUCUCUUGGGAAGAGAAGAUGAAAUAUGCUUCGGACGAUGUGAUGGAUCCAGUUAGGUAUGGAACAAGCUUGAAUACAUCCAUAAAGCAUGCUCUCCAUUGGAGGGACUAUUUCAGGCAUUUUGGCCAUCCUUUUCACAGUAGCUUUCAUCUUUGGCCUAACAAUCCCUCUAACUACAGGUAUGUAGCAAAGGAAUACUUAGAGGAGGUUUGGAAGUUGCAACUGAAGAUAGCAAGUGCAAUAUCAGAAGGCUUAGGACUGGACAGUGAUUACAUAGAGAAGUCACUUGGAGAAGGUUUCCAGAUCCUUGCCUCUAAUUAUUACCCUCCAUGUCCAGAGCCACACCGAACACUUGGGCUAGCAGCACAUUCUGAUCAUGGUGGCCUAACAAUUUUGAUGCAAAAUGAUGUCGAUGGCUUACAAGUUAAACACGAGGAAGAGUGGGUUGCUGUUGAAUACGUGCCAGGGACUUUUGUUGUCAACAUAGGAGAUUACUUGGAGAUUUUGAGCAAUGGAAGGUACAAAAGUGUGGUGCAUCGAGCUGUGACAAAUGCACAAAGAGCGAGGAUAUCGGUAGCCGUGGGCCACGGGCCUGAGCAGACGGCCACAGUUGCACCUGCAAGCCUACUAGUUGAUGUGAAGGAUGACAUUAAAUACCGGCCCGUCACCUACAAAGACUACAUUAAGCUACAACAAAGCAGCGCUAUAAGAGGAAAAAGUCCAUUGCAAACCAUAAUGACCCACAACUCAACAAAUGAAGCUUCUUCUGCUCCACUGCCUCGAGUAUAAGAAAAUUUCAUUAUGUGUGUGUGUGUGUGUGUGUGUGUGUGUGAGGUUUUGUAGUGAAUUGACUUUUGCAAAGUAUAAUGUAUGGGCACAAAGCUGCGUUUAUUUUUGAUGUUGUUGUUGGGUUUAGACAUGAAACAAGCUAGUAUAUGCUAAACUUAAAAUUAAUCUAAUUGGAAUAUUGUGUGAAAUAAUGAAGGAGGUAACCCGAGCUCCUUAUAUUGUUUAAUGCCAGCUUAAU